Messenger RNA from Entamoeba nuttalli P19, 906 nucleotides. Its product is annotated as LIM zinc finger domain containing protein. Gene Ontology annotation, cellular component: nucleus; Z disc. Gene Ontology annotation, molecular function: transcription coregulator activity. Bases 1 to 906 code for a protein of 301 amino acids. The record is from RefSeq and is a predicted model, not a curated record. NCBI's taxonomy places the organism in Eukaryota, Evosea, Mastigamoebida, Endamoebidae. The transcript has a single exon.
AUGCCAUUAAUGAAAAUUAAAGUAAAAUACGGCACUGCCAAUAAAAUUGUCAACAUAGAACGUACUUUACCUAAUUUAUAUGAAGUGUUCAUCAAAGAAAUUGAACAAAAAUAUUCAGGUGCUAAGUUCCAAAUAAUAUACAAAGGUGAUGGUACUUCUUUUAAAAUAGUUGACACCAAGUCUCUUACUGAUGCUAUUGAGCAUUGUAUUGAACACAAGCAACCAUUUUUACAACUUGAAGGUCAAGAUGAAGUAAAAGAAACUCCAAAGCCAGCCGCUCAACCACAAAAGGAGGUUGCAAAACCAACACCAUCAACUCCAGCAAAACAACCAACUACACCAGCUAAAACACCAGCUACUGUUGCUCCCUCUACCCCAAGUAAAACAGAACCUGCUCCAGCUUCCCCAUCAAAACCAAAGUUCUGUACCAAUUGUGGUGCUAAAUUAAGUGGAGGUAAAUUCUGUUCUGAGUGUGGUGCUCCAACAGGUGAAAGUGCAGUCUCACAUGAACCAACUACUCAACACAGACCAACUACACCACCACCAUCAGCACUUGAUGAAGACAUUAUUAAAUGUGGAAAAUGUGGUAAGCCAGUUGAAGGAGGAGUUAAGGCUCUUGGAAGAUAUUGGCAUACUGAUUGCUUUACUUGUUCUGUUUGUGGAGAGAAAUUUGGUGGUAAUAGAAAAUUAAUGGAACAUGAUGGAAAACCAAUUUGUUCAAUUUGCUAUGAAGAAACAUGUGUCCCAAGAUGUUUCAAAUGCGGUAAGCCACUUGAUGGUAAAUAUCUUGUUGUUGAUGACCAUAACUACCAUCCAAAUUGUUUCGUUUGUACUCGAUGUGGAAAACCAUUUAAUGGUUCUUAUAUGUUAAUUAAUGGUCAACCAGUUUGCAAGAAAUGUGUUUAA